CUUUACUUACGUUUAGCAUACCGGUUGUAUUGCUGCUCCACCGUCACACCAGCAGAUGGCCAGAGUGAGCCUAGAGGUUGUCCAUGUAACACCACCGAGGAAGAAGCUCACGAGCACCGUGAGAGGGGCCCUGAGUCCGCGCUGCCGAGUCCAUCAUGGCCGUGCUGGACCAAACUGUGCUGCUAUGUGUGUACGGCUUCUUCUCCAACCUCCGGCCCUCGGAACCGUUCCUCACCGCAUACCUCCUGGGCCCGGAUAAGAACCUCACCGAGAGCCAGGUGGUGAAUGAGGUCUAUCCAGUUUGGACGUAUUCCUACCUGGUGCUGCUGUUCCCCAUCUUCCUGGCCACGGACUUCCUGCGCUAUAAGCCUGUGUUGGUCCUGCAGGCCACCAGCUUAGUGGUCACCUACGUCAUGUUGCUGAAGGUGCAGGGCGUGCUGGCCAUGCAGCUCCUUGAGUUCUUCUUCGGACUGGCUACGGCCUCGGAGGUGGCCUACUACUCGUACAUCUACAGCGUGGUGGAGCCCAAGCACUACCAGAGGGUGACGGGCUACUGCCGCAGCAUGGCGCUGUUUGGAUCAGCUGCUGGAUCUCUGACUGGCCAGCUCCUUGUCUCUCUGGCCAAAGCUCAGCUGCUCCACCUGGUCAUCAUCACUCUAACCACAGCCGCCGUGGCCUUCCUCGCUCCCUGGUUUCUACCCAUGCCCAAGAGAAGUUUGUUCUUCCACAAGAGUCUUGAGAUGGAGGAGAAGCCACGCAGUACAACCGCUCUGCUAGAAAAGGCAGAGGACUUGGAGACCCAACUGCCUCUCCACAGCCAGGCCAUCUCCACAAUACCCAGGUCCACUGAGACAGGAAGUCUUCACAGCGGUCUAGUCGAGGUGCUGCAGGUGCUGCUUGCGGACUUCCUGAAGUGCUACAGGUGUCCUUCCCUGCUGGCCUGGUCCCUCUGGUGGGCUCUGGCCACUUGCGGCUACUUCCAGGUCAUCAACUACGCUCAGGCUCUAUGGGAGAACAUCCGGCCAUCCCAAGACAAUGAAAUCUACAACGGCUACGUCGAGACUCUGGCCACGCUGCUCGGGGCCCUAGCGGCCUUGCUGGUGGGCUGCCUGCCUGUGUGCUGGUCUGUGUGGGGGGAACUAGCUCUCUGUGUCCUGUCCCUGCUGAUGGCUUUGUGUGUGUUUGCUAUGGACACACUGAGGAACAUCUGGCUGUGUUACAGCUCCUAUGUCCUCUUCAGAGCUAUUUACAUGCUGCUCAUCACCGUGGCAACAUAUCAGAUAGCAGCCAGUCUCAACAUGCAGCGUUACGCCCUCGUGUUUGGGGUGAACACCUUCCUGGCCCUGCUGCUGCAGUCUCUGCUCACGGUGGUGGUGGUUGACUCAGCCGGCCUCGGCCUCGAUGUCUUUACUCAGUUCCUCAUCUAUGGCGGAUACUUUGUUGUUAUUUCGGUGGUCUUCCUGCUCGCUGGCCUUUACAAGUUGGCCUCAAGGAGGCGCUCCAAGCAGCAGCAGGAGCAGGUCCUGGCCAACGGCCGGGCAGAAAGCCAGUGCGACUCCCCUCCAGUAAGCUGAAGAAGGUUAUUGAUGGCGCCUAACAUCCUAAACAAAGCCGCAUGAGUGAGUGAGCACAGUGACCUCAUAGACCCCCGAAGGAGCCACAGAGCUGCUGCCUUGUGUGGCGACUCCAGAGAAUCUCCAACUGUAUUAACCUUCAUUGGCCACUAAAUGGACGAGUGCCUCCAAACUGACUAAGGAGAUGUUGCUCUACUGAUUCAUUCUAUUGGUGUUUAAUGAUGUUCAACACGGACUGAACUAUGCAGGAAAGAUGAGGUAGAUCCACAACAACAGUCCCAAGUAUGUUCAUACAUACCCUGGUCCUGCGAUUCAUGGAAUAUAAAGGAUCAGAGCUUCUCUGAACUGCCUCUCUGCUGAUUCCACACCAUCAUCUGCUAUUUACCUCGCACAUUGUUUCUGUAAGUUUCCCGGCUAAUGGAACUUGGUGCCUUAGACGUGGCGUGAAAGAGAAUGUUACUUUAAUAGUUCACGAGAACAAGAUAUGUAUUUCCUGUAACGCUGUAGAUGUGUGUUUGGUACGAUCAUCGAUUAUGAUUGGCACUGAUGAGUAUCUGAAUUAGUUAUCAAUGUGGCUUUGAUGAAUAAUGUCUUUAUUAUUGUUAGCCACCUUAUAUCUGUACUAGAUGUGAAUUACUGCAACAUCUAGUACAGAUAUAAGUGUCAACAGUGUCCAUUAUUGGGUCCAUUCUCAGUCUAUUGGUCUUCUCCACUGGAAUAAGUUAUUUUCUCAGCGUCAAAGGCUGUUCCCAAAUCCUCUGUUUGUAAGCAGAUGAGGGAAGAAGGAGGAGAAAUGUCUGAGGAGCAUGAAAGCACCUUCCAGGAAGCGUUUUCGCAGAGUGAAGACGAAUCACAGAUUAAACUCUUGUUCUAUAAUGUAUUAUAGUUUUCUGUUUUAAUUAUACAUUGAUGCCUGUGCAACAAAAUAACCUCAAAUAACUAUUAGAAUAGUCUCUAAUGUGUUAUAAUGAAUGCAGUUAAGGUCAGAGAGAUGGAAUCAAUUUAACAUCAUUUAAUUCAGUCACAUGAGAAUUAUUGUUACUGAGUGUUGGGUUUUAAUGCGCUAUGCCAUUUCAAUUUACCCUGAAUGAGAAGCAUAUUCUGGGUUAUUUAGAGAUUUUGGAGAGACUUGUGUUGAACUCGUUGAUGUGUUAUUAGUCCACAGUGGAUGUAGAUGUAUAUGUCUCUGAGAUGUAUACUGCAUACACACACACCCCCAUUGCAGGUUUGGACCUGCUCAUGGGAUGUGUAGCCAGAAAGGAAAAUAUAGAACAUGAGUAGACAUAUCUUUAAUGUGGAAAGUAAUGACCAAAAUAUUGUCUGACAUCAACCAAAUUAAUUCAUGAGAAAUAUAAAUUGCCAAAUGUAGACUACAGAUACAUGAGAAGCGAGAACACGUCUCCUACACGCAAAUGUGCACUCUAGAAAGCCACAGAGGCAAUAACAGAUUAUGUAGCAACAAAUGAUAAUUCCUUUGAGUGUUCAGAUGAGAUGUGUAGCCAGCGAAGUACUGUUUCAGGUGCUUGGGUUAGUUUAUGCCACUGAUGAAAUCAUGUGUCACUUUUCACAAUCAUAACCGUGUUAGUUUUUCGACAUGCGUAUGAAUGAUGUUUGUAAAUGUUUUCCUCUCUUCCUGGUCUUUGUACAGCAGCAUUAGGCAGAUGUCAUAAUGUAGCCUUUUCCCCAGGAAGUCUUCUGUGUGAAGAUGCUGCAGCCUCAGGAGACGCUCUCACUAGACUUCUCUCUGGCUUCAUUACUUUUCAUUGAUCUGCACUAUUUUACAUUGCGUUCAUGAAGGAACAUUGCUGUUAACACAUUUAAUGAAUCUCCAUGUUAUUUGUAUUACCAAGAAAUCUAAAUCUCUGUUUUUGGCCAAUCACAUUUUUAUGUCUACGUUCUCAGUUCCUUUUUUUGUGAUUCAAAUAUACAUUUAGUAAAUAAACCGAAGUAACCUCUCCUCUCCAUUGGUGAUUAGCACAUCAUAUAUUAGCAAAUGACCCAAUGUGUCCAGCUGAGAGACAGGAAAAAUGUCAUGUGCGUGACAAUGUCUUGAUGGUAACUAACAAUCUAACCGCAGGGGAGGAUGCUCUCCACCGCAUCACAGAUACACAGCCUGACAGAUGUUCGGAGCAGAUGUUCGGAGCAGGUUUCUGAAUGCCUCCCACGCUUGGUUUAGCAUGGUUAUAAACCCAAAGGCUGCCAUUAACUUGUUUGUAAAUAUAAUGUUAAUCUCUCAAAUUCACUCAAAUGUUGAACUGUCGUUGUCGAGCAUAAUCAACAUGCUCAGGAUUAAUCAUCUGGAAUCCAUUAAUAUAUGAACCACGUGUGGUUAUAGUCAUAUGUUUAUACAUUAAUAAUACACGUUUGAAGUUUGGUUUAUGUGAUAUCUAUUUUAAAAUGUCUCAAUGUGGACGCAGCAGACUGUAGCACCCAUGUGGCUCAGCAGUGUCUCCGCCUCGCUGUCUUUAUACUGUGAGGGGCACAGUGGACAUCAUCAUUGGCUCGUCACAGAGAAACCAUACGAGGCUUGGCUCGGUCAUAACAUACAAGUAUCGAUAUAUGACAAGUAUCGAUGGAUUAGACUACGCAAGGACCAUCAUACAACAUAACCACCAGCCCAUUCUUCUGCAGCGGCAGUGACAUCACUCGAGGCGCAGUGUGGCCUCCUGCCGCGAGACACAACAUCUUUGGGCUGUGAACAGUUUCAUGUCACCGUGGCUUUUAAGUUGUACAACGUUGGGAUUUAAAUUUGUUGUUGUAUAGCUGGCUUAUGUUCCCACUUACCUUGUUUUGCGUUUGAGUCCCUUUUGGGACAGUUAUCUGUCUUUUGUGUGGACAUAAAAUAAAGUAAGUAAGAGUUUAAUACA
This is a messenger RNA of Gasterosteus aculeatus aculeatus (three-spined stickleback), 4441 nucleotides long. It is a transcript of the gene slc19a2, whose product is annotated as solute carrier family 19 member 2. NCBI's taxonomy places the organism in Eukaryota, Metazoa, Chordata, Actinopteri, Perciformes, Gasterosteidae. Gene Ontology annotation, molecular function: vitamin transmembrane transporter activity. The record is from RefSeq and is a predicted model, not a curated record. Gene Ontology annotation, cellular component: plasma membrane. Gene Ontology annotation, biological process: vitamin transport; transmembrane transport.